AAACUGAACAUUCUAUUAUCGAUUAAUAUCGAUAUAAUUGCACCUGCAAUUCGCAAAAAUCAUCCGGCUACGCACACGAGAUCUGUAAUUUGUUACUUUUUAUUGUUGCAACUAAUUAAUUUAAAGUAACAAUAAAAUGGGUGAAGAUAAACCUACAGAUUCUCCUAUAUCUGGAGAUGAAAUAUCAAAAAAAGCACUCAAGAAACAGCAGAAAGAAGCAGAGAAAGCAGCAAAAAAAGCAGAAAGAAAAGCUCAGAAUCAACAGCAGCAGGAAUCUACAGAAGAAGCCAUGGAUGUGUCUGUAGGAUGUUACGGAUUGAUGAACAUGAUUCAAAGUACAGAGAAGUUGGAGGACAGAAAAUUUAAAGUAAUUAAGGAUUUAAAUAAAGAACUGGAAGAUCAGGCGGUUUGGUUAAGAGGUCGCUUACACAUUAGUCGUGCAAAAGGCAAACGGUGCUUUAUUGUGUUGAGACAACAAUCAUAUACAGUGCAGGGAUUAGCUAAUGAAGGACCAACCAUAAGCAAACAAAUGAUUAAAUUUAUAUCCAACAUUACGAAGGAAUCCAUAAUCGACGUUGAGGGCAUAGUGAGAUCUGCGCCAUCGAAGAUCGAGUCGUGUUCGCAAAAGGACGUGGAAAUUGAACUGAAAUGCGUCUUUGUGAUAAGCGCAGCGAAACCGCAACUUCCCUUGCAGAUAGAAGACGCUGCGAGGUCUGUUAACGAAAUGGAUGAGACGACAUUAAAUAUUCGAGUAAAUCAGGAUACUAGACUGGACAAUAGAGUGUUAGAUUUACGUACUCCAGCUAAUCAGGCAAUCUUCCGGGUGGAAGCUGGUGUUUGCAAGCUCUUCAGAGACAUCUUAACAAAGAAAGGAUUUGUAGAAAUCCAUACUCCCAAAAUCAUCUCAGCGGCUAGUGAGGGUGGAGCCAACGUAUUUACAGUGUCCUAUUUUAAAGGCAAUGCUUAUCUGGCGCAAUCACCACAAUUGUACAAGCAGAUGGCGAUCGCCGCCGACUUCGAUAAGGUGUUCACCGUUGGAGCAGUUUUUAGAGCGGAAGAUUCUAAUACGCAUAGACAUUUGACUGAAUUCGUGGGCCUUGAUCUGGAGAUGGCUUUUAAGUAUCAUUAUCAUGAGGUGAUAGAUACUAUUGGGCAAAUGUUCACCGAGCUGUUCAAAGGCUUACGUGACAAAUACGCGGACGAUAUAGCAGCGGUCAAUCAACAAUACGCAGUAGAACCCUUCAAGUUUUUGGAACCAGCCUUAAGAUUGGAAUUUCCGCAAGCGAUUGAAUUGUUGGCCGAAGCGGGUGUAACUCUGGGUGAAGAAGACGAUUUGUCAACACCCGAUGAAAAGCUUUUGGGGAAGCUUGUCAAGGCCAAAUAUGAUACAGACUUUUAUAUCUUGGAUAAGUAUCCACUUGCUGUAAGGCCUUUUUAUACUAUGCCAGAUCCCAACAAUCCUAAAGUUUCCAAUUCGUACGAUAUGUUUAUGCGAGGCGAGGAAAUCAUAUCUGGCGCGCAGCGUAUUCAUGACCCAGAAUUUCUCACUGAACGUGCCAAACAUCAUGAAAUCGAUAUUGAGAAGAUCAAGUCUUAUAUCGACGCUUUCCGAUAUGGCUGUCCACCGCAUGCCGGUGGCGGAAUAGGUUUAGAACGUGUGGUGAUGUUGUAUCUCGGACUAGAUAAUAUUCGUAAGGUGUCCAUGUUCCCGCGUGAUCCUAAGCGCCUGACGCCUUGAAGAACUUAAUUUUAAUAUUCUACUGAAUAUAAUUAUAUACUACAGUGAGAUCGAUGAAUACUUUAUGUUCAUGCAUUAUAAAAGAAAAAAAAUAUAUAUAUAUAUAAUGAAA
Odontomachus brunneus is the source of this 1850-nucleotide messenger RNA. RefSeq names its product aspartate--tRNA ligase, cytoplasmic (gene AspRS). The transcript is spliced from 12 exons. The record is from RefSeq and is a predicted model, not a curated record. Lineage: Eukaryota; Metazoa; Arthropoda; Insecta; Hymenoptera; Formicidae. Gene Ontology annotation, biological process: aspartyl-tRNA aminoacylation. Gene Ontology annotation, molecular function: ATP binding; aspartate-tRNA ligase activity; RNA binding. Bases 137 to 1738 code for a protein of 533 amino acids. Gene Ontology annotation, cellular component: aminoacyl-tRNA synthetase multienzyme complex; cytoplasm; cytosol.